Molecule: messenger RNA, 1989 nt
Organism: Aspergillus pseudoviridinutans
Lineage: Eukaryota; Fungi; Ascomycota; Eurotiomycetes; Eurotiales; Aspergillaceae
Product: potassium transporter
Exons: 2
Coding region: 1-1989 (662 amino acids)
Biological process (GO): potassium ion import across plasma membrane; intracellular potassium ion homeostasis
Cellular component (GO): plasma membrane
Molecular function (GO): high-affinity potassium ion transmembrane transporter activity
Source: RefSeq, a predicted model, not a curated record
AUGCGAACGCCCAACACUCGCCAUGAAGACAAAGAUCUAUCUCCAUUCCGGCUUCACCACCACUAUAUAUAUAUUGCUUUCUGGACGAUACUGGCAUCUUCCAUCAUCUAUGCUAUUGGACGGGUCAGUUACAUUGACGCUCUACUUCUAGCAUCUGGUGCUGCCACGCAAACCGGAUUAAACCCCAUCGACUUGAAUCGGCUGCAUGUGCUUCAGCAGCUGAUCCUGUGGAUUGUUGCCAUGGUCACCAAUGUCAUUUUUGUCAACUCGCUUCUUGUCUGCAUCCGUUUGUAUUGGUUUCGGAAGCGGCUGCGACGGGCGGUCAACGAAGCGAAACUCUUGUCUUGGAUGCGGAAGAGGAAAGCAGAAGAAACAGAAUUGGGCCAAAAGGAUUCCAACCAUGUGGUGUCUGACGUCCUCCAAGAGCAUGAUAGCCUCACACAACCUUUGCUUGAACGAGAUGGUGAAAAUGGCCAAAAGCUGUUUUCGGCCAGAUACCAUGUCAUGAAACAGAUUGCUCCGGCAUCCACUGGCCUCCACGUUACAUUCCACGAGGUGGAACAUGAAGCAAGACACCAUCGACGAUCAUUCACUAGUACCGGGCCAUAUCAAGUCGUAUCAGAACGUCCGUAUUUGUUGGCAAGGCCUCAUAAUGAUGCAGGCCCCAGCAUAUCCUACUUACCUUCGCUUAUGUGGCAGCCGUCCAUUGCGAGUUAUUCCGACUGGGACGAAAGGCAAAAGGACCAGCUCGGUGGGAUUGAGUACAGAGCACUGAAGACGCUGCGUAUGAUUCUGAUGUGCUAUUUUAUACUUUUCCACAUCUUAGGGAUUCUGCUUCUUUUCUCGUGGAUAUGGCUGACCCCAGAGUUUGGCCAAUCCGCCACGGUGGACGGAGUCAAUAUUUUUUGGUGGGGGAUAUUCACUGCUGGUUCGGCUUUCAACGAUCUAGGAUACACGCUGACGCCAGAUUCAAUGGUGCCGUUUAAGAAUGCUGCUUUCCCUUUGAUUUUGAUGUCCUUUCUGAUCGUCAUUGGGAAUACUGGAUUCCCAUGCAUGCUUCGCUUGAUCAUCUGGCUGCUCUCAAAGCUGGCACCCUAUGGUAGUGGCCUAAAUGAGGAGCUUCAAUUCCUCCUGGAUCACCCACGCCGAUGCUUCACGCUUCUAUUUCCUAGUGGAGAAACGUGGAGGCUCCUAGGGGUGCUGAUCUUACUCAAUGGAUUUGACUUCAUCGUUUUCUGCACUCUCUCCGAUAGAUCUGAGUACCAAACGGACAGCAAGUCUCCGUCUACCAUUAUUUGGCUCGUCAACGGCUUCUUUCAAAUCGCUUCCACACGAACAGCCGGCUUCUCGGUUACACCACUUGCAGACAUUCAUCCUGCCAUUCAAGUAUCUUUCCUCGUGAUGAUGUACAUUUCUGCCUUUCCAACCGCCAUCGCCAUGCGCGAAACAAAUGUAUACGAAGAGAGGAGUCUCGGAGUCUACGAGCAUGACUCCGAUUCAGAAGCAGAGUCUAGGAACGGAAAACAUAUCGGGCUAGCCGUACACAUCCAGCGACAGCUUGGAUUCGAUCUCUGGUACGUCAUGCUCGGACUCUUCCUCAUUGCAAUUGCGGAAGGAGACCGUCUCAGGAAAGCCGCCGACGACCCGGCCCUCUCGCUCUUCUCUGUUCUCUUCGAGAUUGUAUCAGCGUACGGGACUGUCGGGCUUUCUCUGGGAUAUCCCGAGACGGAAACAAGCUUGUGUGCGCAAUUUAAUUGGGUGUCAAAAUUGGUCAUUGUCGCGAUGCAGUUGCGUGGAAGACAUCGUGGACUCCCACACGCAUUGGAUCAUGCGAUUUUGCUGCCAUGUGAAUCGCAUCAAGAUGGCCAGGAUGGACGGUCCGGCUGGUUGGGGACUUGGCUCAAGAGGCGUGCCUCGAAUUUGAGCAACCCACCAACGCUGAACGCAGGGGAAGAGGAUGAUGAGGAGGAAUACCUUUUGCAAGCAUAG